Fusarium graminearum PH-1 is the source of this 408-nucleotide messenger RNA. RefSeq lists its product as uncharacterized. The transcript has 2 exons. The record is from RefSeq and is a predicted model, not a curated record. NCBI's taxonomy places the organism in Eukaryota, Fungi, Ascomycota, Sordariomycetes, Hypocreales, Nectriaceae. The coding region runs from base 1 to 408 and encodes 135 amino acids.
AUGAGCAAUGAAAGUCUUGUUACCUGGACGAACUUCAUCCAGGACGCCCCUGAGCCGCUCUUUUCGUCUCCCCCGCCACCUGUGCCGCCGCUUCCCACCGAAUCUCAGCUGAACAUUGCUCUCGGCCGACUUCGGCAAGCGCAGACACCAUCUCGUGCUGCUGACUCAAGGUUGAUACGGACUGGGCGCGUCAAGCAGGUCAAGAUGGAUCACGAACACCGAGUCGACACAGAGGAACGAAACCUGCUAGUGGAAGCAGCAACAGAACUACACUACGUUUUGAUGGUAGACAGAUGGGCCUCGGACAAGCAGAGGCGGAAGAAGAGCGUCAAGGCAGUGGACAGGAUGGCGAGAUCAUAUCACGACGCAAGUAAAGUCAUGAAGUCGUUUUUUGAGGUCGUAUUUUGA